AGCGAUUCGGGAGUCGAUGAGGCCGAUAAGGAUGACGCCGAUCAGCAAGACCUUCACAUCGGAGACUCUCCUCCGCCGAUGUUUUUUAGCGAGCAACGCAGCACCGCCAGGCAGAAACGAAACCGAUUUUCAAUUUUUUGCUGGGCCAAGCGUCAGCAAAGCGCAGAAGAAAGCACGGAUCCGCCGUCUUACCUGACGCUCUUUCCCGAACGAAACGAGUCCGAAGCCCGAAUCGUUGGCGUUGAUAACGCCGCGCGGCCUGUUUUGCUGGACGUCGCGUCGUCCUUCGUCUUGCGCGCUCCGCCGCCUAGUUACAGCCAAGCUCAGGGCAUGUACACCAGCGGACCCGACUCCUUCGAGCGCUUCCUCAGCAGUACUGGCGAUUUUCCGUCCAGUGCUACUAUUUCGAGUCCGAAACCGGUCAAGAUGCUAUGUCGUAGAUGCGCCGCUAUCGUACCCACGCUGCCCGAACAGCACACGGACAUUGUCACCCACGUCACAGCCAUGCUAUUGUUUUUCAUUGGGUAUCGACCUUUGCCUAUUUUCUAUUCUCCAUCGCAUACUUUAAUAAUCGUCGAGUGCAUUUUUCCAGUUGCUGGCCUUUCUGUUUUGUACCGUACUGCUCUAGUCGCUGCAAAUCCGCCCAUCAUUACUGCCGCUACUGUCGAACCUAUCUAG
This is a messenger RNA of Trichogramma pretiosum, 678 nucleotides long. RefSeq lists its product as uncharacterized. The transcript has 3 exons. The record is from RefSeq and is a predicted model, not a curated record. Lineage: Eukaryota; Metazoa; Arthropoda; Insecta; Hymenoptera; Trichogrammatidae. The coding region runs from base 79 to 678 and encodes 199 amino acids.